Messenger RNA from Copidosoma floridanum, 3774 nucleotides. RefSeq names its product frizzled class receptor (gene fz). Lineage: Eukaryota; Metazoa; Arthropoda; Insecta; Hymenoptera; Encyrtidae. The record is from RefSeq and is a predicted model, not a curated record. Gene Ontology annotation, molecular function: Wnt receptor activity; Wnt-protein binding. Gene Ontology annotation, biological process: canonical Wnt signaling pathway; non-canonical Wnt signaling pathway. Gene Ontology annotation, cellular component: plasma membrane.
CAUCUCUAUCCAUGUAAAAGAGAUCGGAGUGCCACUCGUGUAUAUAUAUAGUUACACUUACUUCUUCGACUGUGUAUAAUAUAUAUGUGUGUGUGUACAGUGCUCGCUUCUACGUGGCUGACUCCGAAACAAUAUAUACUUAAUAAGCAAAAAGGGGCACACGGAGAAUAAGUUACAAGUAUGUACAACGUAUAAGUAUACGGACACGAGAGUAUAAGACUGCAAAAAAAAUAAAAAAAAAAAAAAGGAGAGAAAGACGCCGCAGUCUGUCUCUCGCGCGCGCGCCCCGAGAAAGAGAAAAUGUCGCCGUGGUUGGCAAGUGCGGAGUGCAGAUGUGACGAGGAUGCACCAUGAAGACGACACCGCUGGCACCGGCAGUGGAUAGAGCACACUGUGUGUGUGUGUUUUUUUGCGUGGUAUCGGCACAUCCUGAUGGCCUCGGGUUCAAUACUCCUCACCCCCCUGCCCCGAGUAUAGUGUAUCGUAGAGGAACAUGAUCGAGGGACGAUUUUUAACGAUUUUUUUUUAAGAAAAAUUUUUUGCCGAUACACCAUCAGCCGCUUCUCUCGUUAAACAGUGUCUCCCCGUCAGCGGUGAAAGUGGAGAAUAUUACACCCCUAUUACAGUGCAGUGUGUGUGUGUGUGUGUGUGUAUGGUACUUGGCUUGGUCGCGCUGCGGGGCAAAUCAAUCGAUCGGCGAAGAUGACGAGGCGAGCCUGGAAAAACUCAUCCGUCCUCUUCGCCGUCGUCGUCCUCCUCGUCUCGGCAGCCUCGGCCCGUCACAACACUCGCGUCAGCAGCACCGAUCCCCUAGCUCCCCACGGAAAAUGCGAACGCAUCACCAUCAACCUCUGCAUGGACAUGCCCUACAACGAGACGAUCAUGCCGAAUCUGUUGAACCAGCAAAAGCAAGAGGACGCUGGUCCCGAGGUCCACCAGUUCUCUCCUCUGGUGAAGCUCAAGUGUAGCCCCGACCUAAAGUUCUUCCUUUGCGCGAUGUACGCGCCCGUGUGCACGAUCCUGGACAAGGCGCUACCCCCGUGCAAGUCGCUCUGCGAGAGCGCCAGGAACGGCUGCGAGAAGCUCAUGAACAACUUUGGCUUCUAUUGGCCGGAGAGCAUGGAUUGCAACAAGUUCCCGGAGAACGGGGGCGCGGAGUUGUGCGUCGGCAGGAACGAGUCCUCGCCCACCGAAGUGCCCCUCGUGGACGACGCCAAGCUACCCGCCCCGGAGUUCCAUCCUGGCUUCAUGCUGGGGGCACGGAACUACGGCUUCGUCUGUCCCGUGCAGUUCAAGGUGAUGCCCGGGCUGGGCUACUCGUUGAAGGUCGGCAAAAAAGUCGAGCCCAACUGCGCGGCGCCCUGCGACGGCAUGUUCUUCACCGAGAAGGAAAGAACGUUCUCGAGGGUCUGGAUCGGCACGUGGGCGACCCUAUGCGCUGCUUCCUGCUUCUUCACCUUUUUGACCUACCUCAUCGACACGGACAGGUUCAGGUAUCCGGAGAGGCCCAUCAUCUUCUUGUCAAUAUGUUACUUGAUGGUUGCUCUGACCUACAUCGUCGGUUGGGCCUCUGGAAAAACAAUAGCCUGCAAAGAGCCGUUCGCGCCCCCGUUGGGCAUGAGGAUCCAGAUGCCCUUCACCAUAACGCAAGGCACGAAGCACGAAAUGUGCACCCUGUCGUUCAUGAUUCUUUACUUUUUCGGGAUGGCUUCGAGCAUCUGGUGGGUCGUGCUGACCCUCACCUGGUUCCUGGCCGCUGGCCUCAAGUGGGGCCACGAGGCGAUCGAGGCCAACUCUCAGUACUUUCAUUUGGCCGCUUGGGCCGCUCCAGCGAUCAAGACCGUCUCCAUCCUCGCGAUGGGAAAAGUCGAAGGCGAUGUUCUGUCGGGCGUUUGCUACGUGGGCCUGUACAACGUCGAGGCCCUCCGAGGUUUCGUGCUGGCUCCCCUGUGCGUGUACCUCGUGCUCGGGACGAUCUUCCUGCUGGCCGGCUUUGUCUCGCUCUUCCGCAUCCGCACGGUGAUGAAGCACGACGGGACAAAGACGGACAAACUCGAGAAGCUCAUGAUCCGAAUCGGCAUCUUCUCGGUCCUGUACACCGUGCCCGCCCUCAUCGUCAUCGCCUGCCUCUUCUACGAGCAGGCCUACUUCGACAGUUGGAUGCUCACCUGGAACAGCGACAUGUGCUCGCGACCCCUGUACUCGAUACCGUGCCCGGUGGGCUUGCCGCCCACAAAUUUGGGCAGAAAACCGGAUUUCGCGGUUUUCAUGAUCAAGUACGUCAUGACGAUGAUCGUCGGCAUCACGAGCAGCUUUUGGGUCUGGUCGAGUAAGACUCUCAUCAGUUGGAGGCAGUUUUUUCACUACAUGAGGGGGACGCGUACAAACACGUACGUAUAGGCACUGCCUCAGACGACGAGGACGAGGUAUAACAAUAAUGUAUGUCCAUUGGAUUGUUGGAUCGUCAAUUGUUCUCUUUUGUUUGGCUUUCUUUUUUCCAUCUCCAUCUAUACACCUAAUACAUGGGAAUUGAUAACAAAUAUCUACUAGUGUUUAAAAGACAAAAAAAAAAAAAAACAAUACAAAACUAACGAUUUAAAGUGCAAGUUAUUCGUUGCGUGUAUACUCAACUUUUUAAGCUUGAACUUUGAGUGUUCAAAGACUACUGUGGUCUUUUGUGAGAUGUCAUUAAAUAUUUUUAUGCGGAUGUGUUGAUUGCAGGUGGUUACGUGAACAAACAAUAAGAGCAGAGAAUAAAAAAGCUUUCUCUACUAUUGGGAGUAAUCAAUGACAAUUGAUGUAAAUGUGGCAUUACUUUGUCGUCAAUUUUUUUUCGCAAAAUGGAUAUUAAUUGAAUAUCUUGGUAACCAUCAUCCUCAUGCAAUACAAUGUAUUACUGGGUAUGAAAAUAUUUAAUGUGUCAAAAACAGCUGAGAGGGCAAUUAAUGUGCGUUUGCAUUUAAUCAAAAGACUGUUGUAACUGCAAAAUAUCCUCAUGAGUUCUAAUAGCUCAUCGACUGAUUGUUAAUGCAACUGCCAAAACUUUUUUACUGCAUUGAUACGCUGUGCAUACUCAAAAGUAAAAUCACGUUCAUUUACUGGUUCGAGAAAAAAAAAAAAAAAAGUUUUUUUUUCUGCUACAACAGUAAGUGUAAUAAAAAAGAUGUUAACUAAAGUUACUCUCAAUCGCAUCCAAGUUCACUUGUAUAUUGGAAUUGUGGAUGAGCCUUGAUUUUCGUGUUCCUACAGCGUCGACGAUAACACAUUGGUUCUAACAAAAGAGAUCUGAUGGAUGAAAGCAAUUUUGCGCGUAUGACCCCCUAACGUUGUGUUUGAUUUUUUUUUAUUUUUUUUUUUAUUUCGUGAUUAACGAAAAUUGUGUGCCAAUUAAUUUGUUAAAGCUAUCACUGUUUUUAAUGCAGUUUGUAAAUCAGGAUUAAUUUGUUUUAUUAGAAAGAAAGAAAAAAAAAAACACGAUUUUUACAAUGUUAAUCUUUUAUUUUAUAAAGAGCAUAAGACGCUUGAAAAUUGUAUGUAAUCAAAUUUUUCAUGACUUUUUAUCAAAAAAAAUAUUUAUACCUUUCAAUUAUUAUUGUGCCUCGUGAUAAUAGCAAUUAAACAUAAAAAUGCACAAUAUUUCAGAGAAAUUCUUCCAUGACAUGUUUGACCAAAUACUGACGUUUUUCGAUACUACAUUAUAGCCAUUUCGUAUUAAAUUUAAAUGCCAAUCAAAUCCAAAUUUGAUAAAAAGUCUCGUGUACUAGAAAUAAUGUU